This is a messenger RNA of Sphaerodactylus townsendi, 1534 nucleotides long. It is a transcript of the gene CER1, whose product is annotated as cerberus 1, DAN family BMP antagonist. Bases 126 to 980 code for a protein of 284 amino acids. Gene Ontology annotation, molecular function: morphogen activity. The transcript is spliced from 2 exons. NCBI's taxonomy places the organism in Eukaryota, Metazoa, Chordata, Lepidosauria, Squamata, Sphaerodactylidae. The record is from RefSeq and is a predicted model, not a curated record. Gene Ontology annotation, biological process: determination of heart left/right asymmetry; signal transduction involved in regulation of gene expression.
GAUACUCAGGAUACUCUUACAAUCACAGUCUACUGUUAAUGAGCAUCACCUGCUUUGUCCCUCCUUUUCACCCUUCUGUAAGAGCACCAUUUAGACUCUAAAACUGAAGACUUCAUAUAAAUAGAAUGAUCUGCCUCCAAACCAUUUUUGAAGCUGCAAGAAAUCGAGGGGAAAAGGAGUUCUCCACCCGAAAAGCCAGUAUCAUGUUUCUGCUACUGAUUCAGCUGCUGAUUUCAUGCUCUGGAACAAAAGAGCAACCGGAAGAACUGCAGAAAAAAAGAGGAGAAAUUCCCCACUUUUUGACUCAAUAUUUGCUAGUGAAAGAUUUAGAAAAUAAUGAGGGCAUUUCAGAACUUGGUCUGUUUGGGGCAAACUCACUGGCAGAGACGACGAACAUGAAGAAAGAUGAAUCCCAAAGGCCCAAGUUUGUUUCCCCAUAUACAGAUGCAAUUCAAGUUGUUGGAAGCUGGGUUACCACACAUGUGUCUCCAUAUUCAGAGGGUGAAAAAAGCCCAUCUUCCCAUCCACACAGCAAAAGAGAAGCAGAAUCAGCCUUCAGGAAAGAUGCCAAAAGGUUUUGGGAUCUUUUUAUGUUGAAAACUAAGUCGAGGUCUGAAGAAGUUGUCCUUCCCAUCAAGACCAAUGAGAUGUAUGAGGAGAUUUGCAGCACUCUGCCAUUUUCUCAGAGUAUUGUGUACGAGAAUUGUGAGACGGUGGUGAUGCAAAACAACUUGUGCUUUGGGAAAUGCAGUUCCUUCCAUGUUCCUGGCCCUGAAGAUCGCCUUUAUACCUUCUGUUCUCACUGCUUACCCACCAAGUUUUCCAUGAAACAUUUGGAGAUGAACUGUACCAGGGCUGCUCCUCUGUUCAAGGUGGUUAUGAUUGUAGAAGAAUGCAAGUGUGAGGUUCAGAAGAUUAAAGAUCCUGAGAUAGGAUUUCUGCACUCAGAUGUGCAUGCAAAUGUAUAUGAACACAACUAAUCCUUUCAAAGCUAGCUAUAUUCUUCCCAUUGACAAGGAGAGACAAGAUGUCCAUUACACAUGCCACUACUACAUCUUGUUCUGUUUUUAUAAAGUCUUGACACUUUUAUAAAGUCUGAUAUGUAUGGUUCUCUUGUAUAAAACAGACAGUGCCUAAAGGAGCUGUUGCUGUAUGUUGGGUGGGUCAUCACUUUUACACUUCAAUCCAUGUAUCUCGGAUAUGAUCACUGUUACACUUCAUGUUUCUUAGAUAUGAUCCAUGUAUCACAGAACUAAAAAAAAUAAGGCAUCCUGACUCCAAGAAUUUUUUGUUUAUUGACAACAUAUCCUGUACCUUAUACUCGGUACCUUCACUCAUAGAUAAUUUAACUCAGUGUACGAACCAUUAACUAGUUUAACUGUAUCACCCUUGGACAUUUCUUUUUACAAAUGAGCAGCUGAUCACUUUUUGUGAUCUGGUGCUAUCAAAAUAUUGGAUUUUAAAGGAAAAAACUAAAUAUGGGAGAAAAUAAUAAUUAUGAUCUGUUAAUGGUGGACCAAUCUUAAUAAGAUAG